AGAAGAAGUAGAGAAGAAGAGGGCUCUUCGGUCAACGCAUCCAUCACUACUUCUUCAUGUCAACGUUCAAUUCUCUUUCUCCUUCCACUCUCUCUCUCUCUCGAGACGCCAUUGAUGACCCCAAGCUCUCUCCUUUUCAAUUCCAUAUAAAUCUACGCCCCCCUCUCCCAUUCCUACUUGUCCUUCCCAUCUCUCUCUCUCUUUCUUUCUGUGUCUUUGGGGUUUGAUUCAUUGUUGAGAGUGAUAAUGGUGAGACUACCUUACUUUACUGCUCUGACGACGCUCUUCAGCUAUGGUUUGCUGUUCGCGUUUGGCCAGAUGAGAGAUCUCUUCCGCAAGAUCCUUGAUCUUCCUAAAUCCAAGAAAGUUCAGGGGUAUGCGCCGAUCUGUUUAGGGCUUGAGGAUUUCUAUACUCGCCGUCUUUAUCUCCGGGCCCAGGACUGUUUUGGCCGACCUAUUGCGAGUGCUCCAGAUUCUUGGAUAGAUGUGGUUGACCGUUAUUCAAAUGACAAUAACAAGACAUUGCACCGGACCUCAAAUAUUACUAAAUGUCUGAACCUUGGAUCAUACAACUACCUUGGUUUUGCUGCGGCUGAUGAAUAUUGCACACCGCGUGUUAUUGAGUCUCUGAAGCAAUAUUCUCCCGGUACCUGCAGUGUCCGAGUUGAUGGAGGCACCACUAAACUGCACACUGAAUUGGAGGAGUUGGCGGCUCGAUUUGUUGGAAAGCCAGCUGCUAUCCUUUUUGGCAUGGGUUAUGUGACAAACUCUGCUAUUAUCCCUGCUCUGAUUGGCAAGGGAGGGCUGAUAAUCAGUGAUUCUUUAAACCAUAACUCUAUUGUCAAUGGUGCUAGAGGAUCAGGUGCAACUGUGCGGGUUUUCCAACAUAACACUCCAUCUCACUUGGAGGAGGUUCUGAGAGAGCAGAUUGCCGAGGGGCAGCCUCGGACACAUAGGCCAUGGAAGAAGAUUAUUGUUAUACUGGAGGGAAUCUAUAGCAUGGAAGGGGAGCUUUGCAAACUUCCAGAAAUCAUGGCCGUCUGCAAGAAAUAUAAGGCAUACACAUACUUGGAUGAGGCCCAUAGCAUUGGUGCAAUUGGAAAAACAGGCAGAGGUGUUUGUGAGCUUUUAGGUGUGGAUCCGGCUGACGUUGAUAUCAUGAUGGGAACUUUCACAAAAUCAUUUGGAUCUUGUGGAGGAUACAUUGCAGCAUCCAAGGAAAUUAUCCAAUACUUAAAGCACACUUGCCCAGCGCAUCUUUAUGGGACAUCCAUGUCACCACCUGCAGUACAACAAGUUAUAUCAGCUAUCAAGGUUAUUCUCGGCGAGGAUGGAUCUAACAGAGGGGCUCAAAAGUUAGCACAAAUUCGUGAUAACAGCAAUUUCUUCCGAUCAGAGCUUCAUAAGAUGGGUUUUGAGGUUCUUGGUGACGAGGACUCUCCAGUUAUGCCCAUAAUGCUUUACAAUCCAGCAAAAAUCCCUGCCUUCUCUAGGGAAUGUCUUAAACAGAAUGUCGCGGUGGUUACUGUCGCAUUCCCGGCCACUCCACUUCUCCUCGCAAGGGCUCGUAUCUGCAUUUCGGCUUCACAUUCCCGGGAAGACCUUAUGAAAGGCUUGGAGGUUCUUAGCAAAGUCGGUGACCUUGUUGGGAUCAAAUACUUCCCUGUUGAAUCCGAGAAUUCUCAUGCUGAGGCAAAGCUGAAGAAGUUAGAGUAGAAAUUCUCCAAUCCUGGAAAACCAGACAAAGUGAGAGGAAGGAAAACCAUCAUGCUCAAUCUGUUGUUCAUAUAUCUGAAUUCCGAAGCAGGACUUUUCGACUGACAAUUAAUACAUGUGUAUAUUAAGUCUAAGUGGCGAUCGUUUGUUUGGUUUUUACUUUAGUUUGGAUUAUUGUAUCGUUCUUGCGGAGUCACGAACUUAUCUACAAGAAAAUAAUCAGGCAUUGUUGUAGUAUUGAUGUGCUUCAAAUUGCAGAGAAACUUUGGUUCUUUCAUGAUUUUGGCACACAACAAUGUGAAAUAUGUUUGUUUCUUUGUAA
Dioscorea cayenensis subsp. rotundata (Guinea yam) is the source of this 2038-nucleotide messenger RNA. Its product is annotated as long chain base biosynthesis protein 2d-like. Gene Ontology annotation, molecular function: serine C-palmitoyltransferase activity; pyridoxal phosphate binding. Gene Ontology annotation, biological process: ceramide biosynthetic process; sphingosine biosynthetic process. Gene Ontology annotation, cellular component: serine palmitoyltransferase complex. NCBI's taxonomy places the organism in Eukaryota, Viridiplantae, Streptophyta, Magnoliopsida, Dioscoreales, Dioscoreaceae. The transcript is spliced from 12 exons. The coding region runs from base 247 to 1716 and encodes 489 amino acids. The record is from RefSeq and is a predicted model, not a curated record.